AUGCCGAUCCAGUGGGUGCUCCUGAUCUCCCGCCAGGGAAAGAUGCGCCUGUCCAAGUGGUACGGCACGCUGAGCCAGAAAAGCAAGGCGAAGAUCGUGAAGGACGUGACGCAGCUGAUCCUCGCGCGACGUGUACAAAGCAAGAUUGUGUACCGCCGGUACGCGUCGCUGUUUUUCGUGAUGGGCAUCUCGCCCGAGGACAACGAGCUGGUGACGCUCGAGAUCAUCCACCGCUUCGUCGAGGUGCUCGACCGCUACUUUGGCAAUGUGUGCGAGCUCGACCUCAUUUUCAACUUCCAGAAGGCGUACCAGGUGCUCGACGAGCUGAUUGUCGGCGGCGAGCUGCAGGAAUCAAGCAAAAAGUCCGUGCUCCGCGUCGUCCUGCAGGGCGAUGGCGUCGAGGAGGCCGAGCAAGGGGAAGAGGGCCUUGCGCGCAUCGGCAGCCGCUCAGGAUAG
Malassezia sympodialis ATCC 42132 is the source of this 456-nucleotide messenger RNA. RefSeq lists its product as uncharacterized. Gene Ontology annotation, cellular component: AP-1 adaptor complex. Gene Ontology annotation, molecular function: clathrin-cargo adaptor activity. NCBI's taxonomy places the organism in Eukaryota, Fungi, Basidiomycota, Malasseziomycetes, Malasseziales, Malasseziaceae. Bases 1 to 456 code for a protein of 151 amino acids. The transcript has 5 exons. Gene Ontology annotation, biological process: vesicle-mediated transport; protein transport. The record is from RefSeq and is a predicted model, not a curated record.